This is a messenger RNA of Nicotiana attenuata, 1462 nucleotides long. Its product is annotated as 2-methyl-6-phytyl-1,4-hydroquinone methyltransferase, chloroplastic-like. The coding region runs from base 217 to 1236 and encodes 339 amino acids. The transcript is spliced from 3 exons. Gene Ontology annotation, biological process: methylation. Lineage: Eukaryota; Viridiplantae; Streptophyta; Magnoliopsida; Solanales; Solanaceae. Gene Ontology annotation, molecular function: 2-methyl-6-phytyl-1,4-benzoquinone methyltransferase activity. The record is from RefSeq and is a predicted model, not a curated record.
UAAUUUAUCAAAGGGGCAAAUGACUGUAUCAUUGUCACUCUAAACCCACCAAAAUUUCUUGUAAAAUUUCUUACUACUAUUUUUUUGCCCUUUUUCUAGGACAAAUUCAGUGGUUUCUUCACUCUAUAUCUCAGCAAAGCUUCGAUUUUGACGACAUAGGCAUUGCUUCAAAAGAUUAGAAGACGUCUAAUUUCUUGCAUUUGCCCCUCUGUGAGUAUGGCAAAUUCAAUGCUCAUCACUGGAACUGAAAGUUUAGGUCUUUAUAGGAGAAUUUCCCCAAAUGGGUUAGGCUUUGCGGGUUCAGAUUUGAAUGGCAAGCAUUUCCCCAAGUUGGGUUUAUCAAUAACCAGUAAUAAAAUGAAAACCCUAGGUCUAAGGUGCAGUGUUUCAACAUCUAGGCCAGCUUCACAGCCAAGAUUCAUACAACACAAGCAAGAGGCAUUUUGGUUCUAUAGGUUCUUAUCCAUUGUGUAUGAUCAUGUGAUCAAUCCUGGGCAUUGGACUGAGGAUAUGAGGGAAGAUGCACUUGAACCAGCUCACCUUAAUGACAGGAAUUUGACUGUGGUUGAUGUUGGUGGUGGCACUGGUUUUACUACUUUGGGUAUAGUUAAGCAUGUGGAUGCUAAGAAUGUUACAAUUCUUGACCAAUCUCCCCAUCAGCUUGCUAAGGCUAAGCAAAAGGAGCCUUUGAAAGAAUGCAAGAUUAUUGAGGGUGAUGCCGAGGAUCUUCCCUUCCAAACUGAUUAUGCUGACCGAUAUGUAUCUGCUGGAAGUAUUGAGUACUGGCCGGAUCCACAACGUGGCAUCAGAGAGGCGUACAGGGUUCUGAAACCUGGAGGAAAGGCGUGCCUAAUCGGUCCUGUCCACCCUACAUUUUGGUUGUCUCGUUUCUUUGCUGAUGUGUGGAUGCUCUUUCCUAAGGAGGAAGAAUACUUGGAGUGGUUUGAGAAGGCAGGAUUCGAGGAUGUCCAACUUAAGAGGAUUGGCCCAAAAUGGUAUCGUGGGGUUCGCAGGCAUGGGCUUAUCAUGGGAUGUUCUGUGACUGGUGUGAAGUCUACACCUGGCGAUUCACCACUGCAGCUUGGCCCAAAGGCAGAGGAUGUGGCAAAACCUGUAAAUCCAUUUGUCUUUAUGCUGCGGUUCCUUCUGGGGGCAAUGGCAGCAACAUACUAUGUGUUGGUUCCUAUUUACAUGUGGGUUAAAGACCAGGUCGUUCCUGAAGGCGAACCUCUGUGAGAUAGCUAGCAACUUACUAAUUACUGGCUGACCAGCUUCUCCUGCUGCACCUGGUUCUAGUUAGCGCUGUUCUGUGUUUCCUUUGUAUGCCUAGGAUUUUCCAAGCGUACUUUUUGACAAAUUAUGUUUGACAUCUUAGUUUGGCGACCGACCUUGGUUGAUAUAGUUUUCUGAUGUAGACUGAACUCCCUUUUAUAUCCAGAUGGUUAAUUUCAACUUCUAAGUU